GCUCCUCCUCCUCUCCGCAUCUUGCUCUCCCGUCUCCCGGCACUGCUCAUUCACUCUCCCCUUUUCCCACCUGUCCAACGUCAUUUGACAGUUCAGGCGUGCACCAGCAACGAAACCGUGUGCCUGCCUGUCGACGGCUAGAUUCGACCUGCACGUCGCCAUCAACUCCCCGCGUUGCUCGAUCCUCGAGCUUGACCAUCGGGGUCUUCGUCCCUGUCACGCGGAUUCACCCAUAAGCCACACUUGCUGCAGCUCCCUCCUGCCGCGCCUGAUCACGAGCCCCGUCAAUUUCGGCCAUCGUCACGUCGAGUCUUUGCAUUUAUAAAGGACAACCGGGAUUAUUCCAAGCUGUGUUCCCAGCCUCUCGCCCCUACAUCGAGCACAUCUACGAGAGCACGAUCUGAAAGACCUGAAAAUCGCCCGCCAUGAAGGACCCAUUCUUCAUCCCGCCGAGCCCGAUCCUGAGCAAGGCUGUACAGCCUCUGGCGGACUUUUUCUCGCUGCCGACGCUGCCUCUGCACAUCCACGAGAUUGUCAUCAUGGCGUCCUUCUACCAGUUCGUCGCCACCGUCAUCUCGCCCCUCGUUUCACUCCUCAUCUUCCCUACUCAAUAUGAGGCUCUGUCACGCUCCAAGAAGCUCAGCUGGGAUGUCCACGUCGUUUCCUUGGUCCAGAGCACCACCAUCAACAUCCUGGCACUCUGGGUUCUUUUCACCGACCAGGAGGUCAAGGAGAUGGACUGGCAGGAGCGCUUGUGGGGUUAUGACGGGGCGGCGGCCAUGAUCCAGGCCUUUGCUGCCGGCUACUUCGUCUGGGAUCUGAUCAUCACGGCGUCCAAUGUCAAGAUUUUUGGGCUCGGCAUGCUCGCGCACGCCAUUUCGGCCCUGCUUGCCUACUCUUUGGGUUUCCGACCUUUCGUGAACUAUUACAGCUGCAACUUCAUCCUGUGGGAGCUGUCAUCCCCAUUCCUGAACAUCCACUGGUUCUGCGACAAGGUUGGCCUCACGGGCUCCAAGUUUCAACUUUACAACGGCUUCCUCCUGAUCGGCACCUUCUUCUCAUGCCGCCUGGUCUACGGUACUCUGAACUCGUACUGGGUCGCGAGGGACAUUUUAGCUGGUAUCAAUGCCACGCCCAAUGUGAUGGCGACCCUAGCGGCCAAGGACGCUGCCAACGUCACUCUGCCAGUCACCCUGCCGGCUUCAUACGAGCAGACCAUGAUUUACGUCAACGAGAAUACCACCGUGCCCUUGUGGCUCGCGGCGGUCUACAUCGGAGCAAACCUGACCCUGAACUGCCUCAACUUCUACUGGUUCUUCAAGAUGAUCGAAGCCAUCCGCAAGCGGUUCGACACUCCGGAUGACAAGGCCGCGGACAAGAAGACCGUCGAGACGGAAGAGAAGCCCAAGGGUGCUGUCGAGGGCGCCACGACCGCCCUCGAUGGUCCUGCCACAGAACUCAAGAUGCGGCCGAGACGCGGCACUCUUCUCGACGGUGAGGAGGCCGAUCUCCCGCCGCCCAACUAGUCAGUCUUGGACCAGAGGCACAAUGUGUGCGUAGGCUCGGCACGGUUCUGAGCUUCUGUUGGACGUCGAUCUUAAGGGCACGUGUCUGAGUGCAGAGCGGGAAUGGCCUGGUCUUGCAGGACGAGGAGGCGAGCAAAGGACGCUCCAUUCGAUAUUAGUUUUUGAGAACUUUUGGGUGCUUGCGUAUAUAUAUAUAUAGAAACGCGAUAAUCACACUCUCGGUGUGCCCCGAUUGAUCAAGGGCGGCGCUUUAUACGGAACGAGGCAAUACAUAGCUAAGGCAAACAACGAGA
This is a messenger RNA of Microdochium trichocladiopsis, 1819 nucleotides long. RefSeq names its product TLC domain-containing protein. The coding region runs from base 426 to 1526 and encodes 366 amino acids. The transcript has 2 exons. Gene Ontology annotation, cellular component: membrane; endoplasmic reticulum. The record is from RefSeq and is a predicted model, not a curated record. Gene Ontology annotation, biological process: lipid homeostasis. NCBI's taxonomy places the organism in Eukaryota, Fungi, Ascomycota, Sordariomycetes, Xylariales, Microdochiaceae.